This is a messenger RNA of Aspergillus luchuensis, 1935 nucleotides long. Its product is annotated as putative oxidoreductase, FAD-binding. Bases 1 to 1935 code for a protein of 644 amino acids. Lineage: Eukaryota; Fungi; Ascomycota; Eurotiomycetes; Eurotiales; Aspergillaceae. The transcript has 2 exons. The record is from RefSeq and is a predicted model, not a curated record. Gene Ontology annotation, molecular function: oxidoreductase activity.
AUGGCUAUUCCCGCCCUUCAAGGCUGGCACCCCGGCGAAGUCGCCAUCCAAUGCCAGCUGGGUUACGCGACCGCCGUGUCAUCUCACUGGACUGCGGUCGAAAACCAACUCCGUGAACAACAUCAAUUAUUUCACACUUCAAGACUGCCAUUCAUUCCUCUGACGACUACGGAUGCCGAUGGACGGCCCUGGGCAGGAAUCGUAGCAGGAUCAACAGGAACAGUCGGGUUCGUAGACAGUUCAAGCUUAAAGUCGUUGGUUUUCCGAGCACGAUUAUGGGACGGAGAUCCAAUGUUAGAAACGCUCCGGGAGUGGACACCGCUAGAAGAUGAUCAAACCAAAGGCCCAAUAUUGCAGGAGAGGUUACUGACGGCUGGGUUGGGGAUUGAGUUUUCCACCCGGAGAAGGAACAAGUUCGCCGGGAAGAUUGACAUGGUGAAGGCGAGGUCAGACCUGGAUUAUGAUUUUCGUGUUGACAUCACCGAGGCGUUGGGUAAUUGUCCGAAGUAUAUCAAUGUACGUCAACUCGGUCCAUACCCACGGGCGAAACCACACAUUGUAUACCAAUCACUGCAUAUGGCACCGACGGAGGACUUACCUGACGAAGUAAUCGAUAUGAUAAAAUCCGCCGACACAGUCUUCGUGGCAACGAUACACAGAACCGACCCCGCCUCCGCAGCAAUGUUCCCUUCACACGCGGGCAUGAACUCUCGUGGCGGCUUCCCGGGGUUUCUACGGGUGAGGCCAUCAGAUCGACGGAGCAUUGUGUUGCCUGAUUACUCUGGAAACAGAUUCAUGAGUAGUCUUGGCAACAUUGAGUCGAGCGGAUUAGCGGGCUUUACGAUCAUUUCGUUCACAACGGGUGACAUCCUGUACUUGACCGGUACAGCAAGGAAUUUGGUGGGGCUAUCUGCCCUCGAAAUGAUGUUUAGACAUGCGGCGGUUACUGUUCUGGAAACUACAGGGUUUACGCUUGUGCGAAAUGCGCUUCCCUUGCGACAGCGCAAUGGAUCGGAGGUCGGGCGGAGCCCCUACACUCCCAAAGUCAAAUAUCUGGUCGAAGAAGGAGGAACGUACGGGGGUGGAAUGCAAGGGCACAAGGCAGUGCUUGAAACAGGUAUGCAACUUUCUAAUGACUUGGCUGUCUUCAGGUUCAAGGUCGUGUCUGAAAGCGGCGUUCAGCCGUUAAGGCUCCGGCCGGGUCAAGCUAUCGUCCUCGAUUUUAUGGACUGGAUAGGUCCACCGCAGUACCAGCAUAUGGCGGAUUCGGCACCUGGGUCAAUAAAUGAUGACCGUGUGCGAACCUGGACAGUAUCUAGUGCGCACGAGGGUAUUGAUGUUACAUGGUUUGAAUUAACAAUGCGGGAAAUGAAGGGUGGCGUUGUGACAACGGCCCUUUUCAAUCUGCUUAGGAUGUCCCCUCCCAAUAGGCAGGAUUAUCCUGUUUCUCUAAAGGGUAAUGUCGUCUCAGAUAUCGUAGGGGUCACUGGGGAUUUCGCAUUGAAUAAAGAGGAGGUCAACCUGCUCCUGGUUGCUGGUGGAAUCGGGGUGACACCCUUUCUGGCCAUGCUGAAUGCCUUGAGUAAGCGCGAGAAGGCUGCGCGAGGCGACAUUGUGCUCGUGUUAUCAACAAGAGAGCCAGAUACCAUGCUCACCCUGAUCAGACGGGCUAUUGGUAAGGUUCCACCGACCGUCACGGUAAAAAUAGAUCUGUUCACCAGCCGCCCCCUCGACCUGGAUACUAGGACUUUGGAGCAUGAAAAUACAAGCCUCUCGGUAUUUGAAGGUAGAGUUGGACCGGAAUAUUGGAAAACGAGCGCCAGAGAAAAAGAAGUGUUCAUAUGUGGCCCGAAGGCAUUCGCAGACGCUGCUGAGGAAGGAUUGCGGGCUAUUGGUGUACCAAGUGAAAAGAUCCAAAGGGAGGGAUUUUAUUAG